This is a messenger RNA of Cryptotermes secundus, 3899 nucleotides long. RefSeq names its product protein hunchback (gene hb). Gene Ontology annotation, molecular function: RNA polymerase II transcription regulatory region sequence-specific DNA binding; DNA-binding transcription factor activity, RNA polymerase II-specific. The record is from RefSeq and is a predicted model, not a curated record. Gene Ontology annotation, biological process: regulation of transcription by RNA polymerase II. The coding region runs from base 231 to 3002 and encodes 923 amino acids. Lineage: Eukaryota; Metazoa; Arthropoda; Insecta; Blattodea; Kalotermitidae. The transcript is spliced from 4 exons.
UCGAUGAAGAGAGGGCGGAGGGAUGGCAUAGGAAGUGGGGGUCGUGGUGGUCGUGGUGGUAGUUUUUAUGACUGACUCAGGCCUAUAAGUUUCUUUCAGUUGUUGAGUGACCGUUGUGGAGAGGUGACUACUGUUUCUGGUGACUGGACAUGUUACUUGUUUGUUAGUAGCGACAGCAUGGAAUAGCUCACGUGAAGAAUAACUGGAAUUCAGAUACUAAUAAUUACCAGAUGGUGGAUACCAGAACACGAAACAAUAUGAACACAUCUUCUGGGCCUCUGACCAGUGAAAGCGUUUGCACAGUGGUUCACAGUAAUUACAGAGACAGACUUAUGUUAGAAGUAGAUUCUCUCAGCGGCAUUUGGCAGCAUUCUACUCAGAUGUCAGUUGUCUCCGUGAAACAAGAACAAAUGGACAUUGAACAGCGUUCACACAGUCCAAAUAAUGAUUCUGGCAUUUCACCUGGCCAUGGGUCAUCUGGAAGCAGUGCUGGGCGACCAUCUCCUGGACAGAGUGGUUCAUUUGGCUCCCCAGAACAUUUCAAUGCACAAGAAAACCAAACAAUAAAAUCUGAACCUAACACAGAUUUAAAUGCUUCGAGUCAGAUCCCAAGCAAUCAGCAGCCUACAAGCCAAAAUACAGCUCAAGUUUGGGAGAUGAAUCUCUUAGAGAAUUCUCACAGUCAAUGUAUAGUGCCUCCAUCAUUGAAAGCAGCAAGCAAUCUGAACUUCGGAAACAGUGUACUGAAGUCUGCAUCACAGACUUCCAUGCCUGAAUCAGACCAUUCUCAUCAGCAACAAACCAAAGUUCCUUCGUCUGAAAACCACAUAGCUGAAAACCGCACUCUCAAUACAUCACCGCUACAUAGUUUAAGUUCAUUGGUUACUCCUGUGGCAAACAGAAAUCCUGUUGCAAAUCAGAAUAUAGUUUCUCCAAAUCACUGUGCCCAGGGACACAUGUGUGAUUCACCUGUAAGAAUCUCAACACACAACAAUAUGAAGACGCCUCCUAUGCAUGUUACAAAUGCUACUCCAGGACUCAAUCCUGGUUUUUCUGAUGAUAAUAGUCGAUCAUCAUCAACAUCAUCAUCUACCUUGAUGCUAGAUGGGGGAAAUGAGAAUUUCAAGAUGACGCUCCAUGAAGGUGAGCAGAGUCCACUCAGAUGUCUAGAGAUGACUGUGGAGCAGUCUUCUGUCAUGGGUGGCAUGAGAGCUGCAGUUACAUCAGGGCCUGGAGUUGGUAACAACGGAGUGAGAAAUGUAUACCAGUGCCCUCUUUGUGAUUACACUACACUCUCAAGGACUGACUUCAAUGACCACAAUAGAACACACUGCCCUGACCAGAAGUGUAGCAAGUGUGAUUUUGUCACCAAAGACAUAAUAGAGCUUGAAACACACCUUUGUGAAAGUCAUAUGCUCACUCCAGUACUUGCUGAGCAAAUUAUUGAAGCUAAUGAAGAACAGUCUGGUAUUCGAGUGCCACGGGUAAAUUCUCAAGGAAAAAUGAAGACUUUCCGGUGCAAACAAUGUAAUUUUGUUGCUGUGACAAAGAUGGAGUUUUGGAAUCAUUCUCGAUGUCAUAUCAAGAGGGAAAAAAUGCUAAACUGCCCAAGAUGCCCAUUUGUCACAGAGUAUAAGCACCAUUUGGAGUACCACCUACGAAAUCAUGCUAACUCAAAGCCAUUUCAAUGUCCUGAGUGCUCCUACAGCUGUGUCAACAAAUCAAUGCUGAACUCCCACCUCAAGUCUCAUUCAAAUGUGUGCCAGUACCGAUGUGCUACAUGUGACUAUGCUACAAAAUACCUCCAUAGCCUCAAAGUUCACUUACGUAAAUAUGAACACAGCCCUGCUAUGGUUCUCAAUCCAGAUGGUACUCCUAAUCCAGAUCCAAUCAUUGAUGUCUAUGGCACUCGACGUGGUCCAAAGCAACGCCCCAGGAAUAUAGUAAAAUCUAUAUCUAAGGAGAAAAAUAAUGUUCCUUUACCUUCUCAUGCACCCUUACCAUUACCUAUAUUCCAGCCUUCAUACGGAGUUAUUUCUCAGCAAUCUGGAAACCUUUCUGUACCAUAUCCAUAUGGUUGCAUUAUGCCUAAUCCCUUUUCUGCUACCAAUAACAGUAACUCUGUCCUAUCUGAAUUCCCACUAAAUGGUGGCGUAAGCACACAAGGCCAAAGCAAUAGUAUUCCUGAUUCAAGGAGAAAUUCAUCCAAUGAAAACUGUGAUCAUUUCCUUGCAGCCUCAUCACAGUACUACCAUAUGAAUAAUAACACCAAUAAUAAUAACAAUAUUGUCAACAAUUCAAGUGCUUUAAAGGAAACAGACCCUGAUAAAUUAAUCCAGAAACAGAAUUCCAAAGACACAAGCAAAUUAGGUACUGGAGAGCAUGCACUGUCUUUUAAUAAUAAGGCAGUAGAUGGUGAUCCACUAGAUCUUAGUAAACCUGAUGCAAUGGACAUCAGUUCAGAAGCUUCUGUAACCUAUACCACUCCAUCCAUAUUACAUAAAUCAGCAUCAAUGAAAACUUCAAAGCAUCGACGCAAAGGCCAAGCAUAUAAGUUGGAUCAUAUCUCACGGAAACUCCAACAACAGACAAGUCUGUCAGACAUCGAACGAGCCAAUAUAAGUUACUCUCACGUGUCAGAAAGUGAAGAGAACCCUCUGUCUCCUGAGAAAAUAGAUAAUCUUACAAACCCACAUCCUACAAAGCAAGAAAAUAUGCACAACAACCAACAAUCACAGUCAGAGAUGAGGAAAAUGAAUGAGGAAUUUCCAAGGGCUGAAGGACAGAACAGAAGUGCUCAUGAAAAGAAUACCUUAUUAUCUAGCAAACCUGAAAUGUACUCUUGUGAUCACUGUGACAUAAUCUUCAGUGAUGUUAUCUUGUAUAGCAUGCACAAAGGUUACCAUGGGUACCAGGACCCAUUCAAGUGUAAUAUGUGUGGUGUACAAACAGCUAACAAAGUGGAGUUCUUCCUCCAUAUCGCACGCUCCUCUCAUUCUUAAAAGUGUGAAUUAGAGAAAUUACUAUGUCCGUGUAAAUUUAUAUGAUGAUUUCUGACCCUUUUUUUCUAGUCACUUCCUUGAUAGGUUACCAAAUGACGUUAGUCCAACAAUGACUAAAGAUUGACCUAAAUGAUUUGUGAAAGUAUAAUUAGUCUAGUUCAGUGAGCUUUACUUUAACUCCUGGAAAAUGGAAGUGAGUAUUCAUUUUAAGAUAAAAUGUACCCCACCAAAUUUUGUUCAUAUGUAGGAACAUUGUUUAUUCCAAACUAAAUUAGUUAUGUGGCAUAUUUGGGAGAAAUGAGCAGUUCAGUUUAUAGCAAUGAUUCAAUUAAUAUUUUGUCAUUUCAGUGCAAUUUAUUUUAAUUCUUUGUAGCUCAAAGUACAGUGGCCAAGCUGCUGAUUGAGCAAGAUUCAAUUUAUGGCACAGUCAGAAUUUUUUUUUCUUACCUGUUGCACCCACCUAACGUGUACCAAGAGCUCUCUCCUCAGGUUCAGUGUGGCCAUAGUGUGAUACUGACAUCUCACCUGUAUCUAGUGCAGUUUCAGAACAGUGAAACUGCACCUCCAUGGCACAAUGCAUAAUUAGCCGCAAAGCCUUAUCUUCAUAGAAUGUUGCUUAAUUAAACACAAGAAUAGUUCUUCCUUUACCUUAUUUUUUGUUAAUUGUUUUAUGUUCAUACAUUAUCAAAAUAGAGGGGUACUAUAAACGAUUCAUUCAUUUUUAAAACGCUAUAUUUUCCAAAGCAAUACACGUACAAAUAUGAUUUAUAUAUAAAAAGAACCGUAAACUCAACAAGUUCUCUUGACACUCUACAAAUGUUCUGUGUGUGCCCCUUGGCUCACACGACACACGUCGAGGCGGUAGUCGAGCUCGUUCCACAUUUUGUAGCAUCAUCC